This is a messenger RNA of Klebsormidium nitens, 6290 nucleotides long. NCBI's taxonomy places the organism in Eukaryota, Viridiplantae, Streptophyta, Klebsormidiophyceae, Klebsormidiales, Klebsormidiaceae. The record is from the annotation of a GenBank genome assembly.
GCUCAAGAUUGCCCACUGCCACUGCCAGCGCUACGUUUUGAGGCUCUUCCUUUCAACAGAAAAGCUUGCGCAUUAUGACGGAUUGAGGCUGGGCAAGGUCCGUGAUUUAAUUGCGCCUUCAUGUGGAAGCUGUCAUCUUUGUACCUGAGAGUUUGCUCCUGUUAUGGUAUGUCAUCGAUUUCGAGAUUGGAAUCCCGACGAAGUGGCAGCGGGGGCAGGAUUUCUUGCAGCUCCUGAAGUCUGCAGCUGCUCCUAGUGCUACCGCUCGGUGGCGAAUUUCGGGCGCUUUGUUGCGGGAGAUGGCCCCAUGAUAGACAAAAUGAAAAGACAAGGGGAUGCAAUGUGAGAGAAUGGCGAGGAAGAAAAGAUCAGAGGAUGACCGGAAAGAAAACGUGCGGUGAUGGAGAAAGGGCGGGGGUCUUCCCGCGGAGCGAGUAACCGCCGGCGCCCCCGGGGGGGCUCUCGGUGGUCGCCCACCAAGAAACCAAGGCCGGUUUGGCUCGCGGUUUUGCUCCCCUUCCUAGUUCUCCUGGUCCUGAUCCAGCUGGCGCAGCCCUUGCUGAAAGAUGAACAAAGCUGGUGGACCAAGGAGCUCUUUCUUCAACCGCCGUUUGCGAAAGUUUCGGAAGUGCGGACGGCGAUCUGUCUCUCAGGGGGAGCGCGCUCGUUUGAGCUCACGGGACCGAGCAUUAAGGAUCGGCUGCUGAGCGCUUAUCCCAACAGCGACGUGUUCCUGGUGGUGCCCUUUGAUGCGGACGCCCAUAAGCUAUCGCUGCUGGCCGGGACGGGGAACAUCGUGCACGCUGAGGUGGCGGUGCAGGCGCUGAUGCGCGAGGAUGAUGUCAGCAAGGAGCUGUUUGAUGAAAUUGGAUCGCCGAAUGGAGUACAGGGCCUCCUCCAGUACUUCGCCCUCGUCGAGUCGUGCCAGGCCGCCAUUACCGCCCACGAGCGUACCCACCGUUUCCGCUACGCUUACGUUCUCCGCACGCGGCCCGAUGGGUUCUGGAACGCCCCCCCCCCGCCGCUCUCCACCUUCGAGCGCGACACUUACUACGCUCCGAACGGCGUCGAUUUCGACGGCGUCAACGAUCGCCUCGGCCUGGGGGGCCGGCGCAUCAUGUCGAAAAUGCUCGCGCGGAGUAGCACUAGAAGCGAGCUCUACGCGGCGGGGCUGCGAAACGCCAACUCGGAGAUUGCGCUGAAAGCGCAGCUCAAAAUCCGGGGGGUGAAGCUCGCGCGCCUCGACUUUCCGUUCUGCGUGAUCACGCGCCGGACGUUUCCGUUCGUGGACCGGCCGGAAGAGGUCCCCGUUGUGCCGAUCGGGAGCGCCGUGACGCUCAACGGGGUUUACUGCAAGCCGUGCACGCCGAUGCUCGCCGGCCAACGCGCGUUCGACAAGAUGGGGGGGUACCGCAAAUCGCUCCGCUGGUUCGGGACUCCCCGUGCCGGCGCCGAGAUCUGCAACAGCACGGCGGAAUGGGAACGGAACUGGGAGCGCGCGUUCGACGCGAAAGUCGGCCCGCAGCUCGCAGCCGCACGACACGCGUUUCGCAACGAGACGUUUGACGCGUGUAAGCGGCGGGUCGCGAACUUCGUACAGGAGAUCCCGGAAUGGCGUGGGCCGUCCCCGCGCGAAAUGUGUUUGAUGUCGUUCUUGGGUAAACCCAGGCGGGUUAAGGGGGUAAUGAUGUACGUUCAAUUACUGCGGGGGCCGGCGGAUGCGCGCUCGACCAGUUUCGCACUCGGACGGAACUCGCCCCUAGGUAUUGCGUUGGCUAAUGGGCCGGGCCUGCAGAAAGCUCGUGGCGGGAUGGAGCCAGUGACAAGUGUGGAGUGUCUGGUUGUCGAGCUGGGCAACUGCGUUCUAGAUGGGGCCUCAACUCUGGAGGAGGCAAUCUCAGCACUAAGAGGGUAUCUCUCAAAGGCAGAGGAUGCUGCUUGGUCUCAAGCAAUCGCAGUCAUGGCUGACGGGGGCGAGGCAGUGCGCCAACGUGCGCGGCAGGAGCUUGCCAAAGUCCUCUCCGCAGAGCUCACUGGACCUACUGGGGGCCUGAUGUGCGAGAAACGGAAAGUGGACAGAUUCCAGGGGGCCAGAACUCGUGCAACAACUGUGGAGGACCUCCCCCCUUACUUCCCCUUACGAGACAAGAGCCCCGAAGAACGCGUUCAGAAGUACAAAGAGCGUGUUCAAAACUGGAGCCUGAUGGAAACCUGCGAGGUCUUUGAGGCCGCCAUAACCGACCCCACAACCGGCCCUGACGAUCGGGAGAAGCUGAAAGAGUUUCUCCAGGCCAAACACUACCGCCCGGCAGAGGAGCGGCUGCUCGCGCUGCGGCGCGCCACCCGGGCCUUCUCUGCUGUGGCGGAGGCGCAGCGACGGGUCGUGGAAGGACGGGCCAUGGGGCAGCAUGGGGGACUAGCCGUGGCGCAGUUGCGGGACGCCCAGGGACCAGCUGUUGCGCAACUGCAGGAUGGCGGGGGAUCAGCCGGAGCACAGCAGGCCCCUCGGUGCGGUAUGCUCGGUUGUAUGCUCAAGGGGCGCGGGUGCUUCCCGGACGUUGAUCCAGAGGAGCCGCAGUGGACGUCGUGCGAGCCGUGCGGAAAGAGGAAACGGGGGGGAGACGCCGCGUCUUCGUCCACACCAACGCAGCAAGGAUCGUGGAGCGGAUCGGACGCUUUUGGACCGGGCUCCCUCGGGCAGAGCUCGUUUGAACAAAAUUCGUCCGGACUGGGCUCAUUCGGACAGGGAUCGUGGGGAAAGUCCUCGUUUGAAAAGGGAUUGUCGGGACAGGGCUCAUCCGGGCACGAUCUCUCCUUGGAGUUGUAUUUGUUGGAGUCUGAGACCGAGGCGGGACAGGGCUCAUUCGAGCAGACUCUCUCCUUCGGGUACUUGUUGGAGUCUGAGACCGAGGGGGGACAGGGCUCAUCCGGGCAGGAUUUCUCUUUCGGGUACUUGUUGGAGUCUGAGACCGAGGCGGCAGCCGACCCACAGCACGGACGUCCGAGCUCAGAGGACAGCAAGCUGCAACUGGCAUUGAACGAGGAAGAGGAGGAAGAGGAAGAGGAGAGCGAGACAGACGCUGAGCACGAUGACGUCAGCAAGAGCGACAGUGACGAUGACGACGCACCCGAGGCCGGGGGCCAGGGAGUGGCUCCUCAAGGCCCACAAGGGGAUCCCCCCGACAACGGCGGCGGCGGUGUUCCGUAUACGGAGGACUUUGGCGGCCGGGACUUACACCCGGCGGAGUUUGGCGGCGCUCGAGACUACGGCUACAAGAGAGCCGCUGACUCAGAGGGCCCGAGGCACGUGAUCUGCGGACAGCGGACAGGGUUCACGUGGGCCGGAUCCGGACCCCGUCGGCGCUCCCUCGGGGCUGCGGCGGGGAAUGCAGCGGCCAAGGCCUGCUUGGCUUCGUCUUCGGACAAGGUGGUCAAGUCCAGUUCGGACGGCGCGCUGUCCGCGCUGGAGGAGCGGUUGCAAAGGGUGCUGAUCGACGAGGAGGACGCUGACUCCGGUUCCGCUGAGUCCGGUUCCGCUGAGCCCACCGGCGGCCGGCGCUUGCCGGAGCUGCCGCCGAUUCGCAUGCGGCAAAGCGACGACCGCAGGGGGCUGCUCGCCGUGCUGCCCGCCGUGCUGCCUCCAAAGGCGGCCACGUACGUGACUGAGCGAGACGCUGCAGCAGUGCAACGCAACAGCAAUGACGCCAAGUCCAGCCUGCCAAUUGCCGUUCCUCAGAGGCCCUCUCUACCAUGCCAAGACGAGAAGAACGUACCGCCAACCGCGCGUGAGCUCUUUCUCGCCAGCCUCAAGCCCUGCACGCUGACGCCGUUCGAGUCCGCUCUCGCGUCCGCUCUCGAGCUGCUCGACGCUUCGGACGUCCGCAACGGCCUCGCAAACCUCGCGCAGCUCCUGGCGCCGGGCCGGCGCUCGGACAUCCUCGGCGUGAACGCCGCAGCCCUUUCUCACGUGGUGUCCGCCCUCAUUACCGGUUUGGACCGUCCGGAUGCUGCCACGUGGCAGCAGCGCGAGCUCCUGGUCACGUGCCUGUUGGAGGUCAGCGAGAACACCCGACUGGUUCCCCUGGUGAAGCGCCCGGUCCCCCCGUUCAACGUACCGGGCACUCGCCGGAUCGUCAGCGCGCUGUGGCGCGCGUUCAUGGCGGUUAAGCAAACCGGCUGGCCCGACCGCGACGGCACCCCUGCGCUGAUCCGGGUUCUCGCUAACCUGGCCGCCUCUGACCUGGAGUGCCACCACGAGAUCUCCCGCCACGGGGGGCUCUGCCUGGUGCAGGGUCUCGUAACCCUGGCCAGCCAACCGGACGACCGCGAGCCGUCCGAUCCCGUCCGCAAGCCGUCCGAAGCCGUCCGCACCCGUCAGCAUGCGUACCAGUGGAGGCGGGAGGUCAUCAACGAAGGCACGCGCGCGCUGAAUUUCAUCCUGCCUACGUGGGGGAAGCAGCAGACCGGGGGAUCCCUUGGUGGGGCGCGCGAAGAGAAGAAGCUGACGCAGAAGAGGCUGGAAGCCGCAUCAGAGGCGCUGCGCGUCAUGGCGCUAGAGGGCAAAAGUGCGAGCGUGCAUGUCGAAGCCCUUGACAUCAAAAAGGAUUCGUGUCCCUUGGAGGCGGUUGCGGGAUUCACCCAUGGCGGCACUUUCUGCCCAGACCGGAACUUGGGAGUAUGGUGCACCGACUACCUCAGGGAUCAAGUACAAGAGCUCAAGCAGCUGCUGAUGAGGCCAGCUGGCAUCGAUGCGCCGCCGCCUGUACAGCUGGAGGCCUUGUUGAAGGGAACCCCUGCUGGCAACGAGACGCACUGCACGCAGACAGAGGAGACGAUGGAGCAGCGCGCUUCCAAGGCGGCGGAAAAGGACACGCUGACGCUCGCGGUCCAGCUGCAGAUGGCAAAGGAAAAGGCACGCCGCUACCAGAAGGAGCUCCAGGCGGCCUAUGACCUGCUCGACCGCGGCACUAGCGCGAGCUGCGUUAACCAGGCGCUGGUAGCCUUCUUCUCGGACGCUGGGGUUAGCGCCAAACCCAGCACGGAACCCUUCGACAACUUCCCCACGGGCUGUCUGUGCCCGGUCUGCCACCAGGUCCUUAACCUGGCGGUUAUCCUGGAGUCCGGUUUCUCCUGCUGCGCAGCGUGCACCGACAAUCUCUUUGGUGGACAGGAGACUGCCAAGUGUCCCGUCACCCAGGCGCUGAUCCACCGGAGCAGGGUCAUUCAGAACGAAGGCUUGCGCCUGACAAUCAAGAACUGGGAGGAGUCAGCCCUCGAGUGGCUGACGAAACAAAGGGCCCUCUUGGGCGCUCCAGCGCCCCCCCUCGCGCCUCAGCACGUCUUUAGCGCGCGCGCGGAGGCAACGCGGCCGCCCGUUGGCUCCCCGCGCGCACGUCGGCUCAGCAGGGACGUGCGGCGGCCGGAAGGCGCGGACCGCGCGAGGGUGACGUUGCCACAGUCGCCGUUGAAAAAGGUGGAGGGCUUCUUGCUACGCUAAUUGCUACCGUACCUUUGGAUAGAGCCCUAGCAGCCGACACCUGGCAUGGCAUCAUUGCAGAAGUCUGGCCUGUAAUCAAUAUGAGGGUGAUCGAACGGUGGCGCGGCCCUGCAUGCUCCAACUUUGGAGAGGGUGCGCUGGAGAACUUGAAGCGCAAGUAGCGCAGGUAGCGCAGCUUUGGCCAGGUCGCCUAGCUGGCUGCAGUAACUAGGGAUGAGAUGUUAAGCCCUUGAGCGGAUUGGAGCGAGACCAGAGGACGGCAGGCUGGCGCUCAGGAAUACUGCAGAUUCUUUGUUGUAAUGCAAGCGAGCCCAGGGAUCUGAGACGGCAUUCCGGAGUUUGGAUGCGACAACAAACAGUCCACUUGCUUCCAUGUUGGCUCGUCCUGGGUGCCUCCCUCCGAAGCUACCCACCGCCCAGGAGACAAGCCCGCCAUAAACGUAUAGAGGGAGCGACCACAGUCACUGCCUGACAAUAUGCGGUUUCGGUAUAAAGGUUGUAUAUAUGGGUUUUGUGUGUAGGUUGUUAUACAAGGUUCUGCUUGUAUGGGGUUUGUAUUUGGAUUGUCAUAUAGGUUUUGUGUGUAAAUUUUGUACAUAGGUUCGGUGUACAGGUUCUGUACCAUAGUUCCUGUCUAUAAGCUUUGUAAAUAAUCGAUCAAUUAGGGCCUGAACAAUUUUAACGGUUGCACGGCAGUUUGAAGGGUUUCUUUAUCAUAAGAUCUCAUCGCGAAGUCACUGAUGUACGUGCAGACGUCUCCGACACAUACCUUUCGAAAAAGCUGAGCCACAAG